AUGUUACGACGGAUUAUCCGUCCCGCACGACGACUGCCACUCUGGCUGAUACUUACUGUCGCUGGACCUUUUAUUUUCGAGGUUGUCGUACACCAAUGGCAAUAUAGCGUGCCACGACCUGCGAGCGAGCUUGAUGCACCGUUUUUCACCUCGUGCCAGGAGCCCGACGUCAGCGCAAAACGAGAAAAUGCGGCUUUGGUAAUGCUUGCACGGAAUAAUGAACUGGAGAAAGCCAACAGGACAGUUACCUCGAUAGAACAGCAAUUCAACAGGUGGUUCGACUAUCCAUACGUAUUCCUAAACGAUGAGAAAUGGGAUCCCAACUUCAUAGAGGUUCUAAAUAAAACGGCCCGAGGACUAGCCACCUUUGAUGUUAUACCCCAGGCGCAAUGGACGUUUCCAGAGGGUGUAGAUAUAGAUGCAGCAAAGCAAAAUAUUAAGGAGCAAGGAGAAAGGGGUAUCCCACAUGCUGGGGAAGAAGGGUACCACCAUAUGUGUCGCUUUUAUUCGGGCAAAUUUUAUCAGCUCGAUGUGCUAAAGAAGUACAAAUGGUACUGGCGACUCGAACCUGACGUCGACUUUACCUGCGCGAUCACGUACGAUCCCUUUGUACAUAUGGCACGACAUAAGAAGGUCUACGGGUUUACGAUUGCGUUAUGGGAAGUGGGAAAGUCAUGCCCGGGUUUAUACCGCUCGAUCGCCGACUGGAAGGAGAUGAUGGGCAUUCCCACGAGCAGCCUCUGGAAGGCUACGGUAUCAGCUUCAUGGAUGCCGUACCCAUUCCGGCGAUUCAUGAGCUGGUUGCCGAAUCGCGAUGCGUACGGCGAUGCGUGGAGUCUGUGCCACUACUGGAGCAACUUCGAGAUUGCCGAUAUGGAUUUCUUCCGAACAAGGGCGUACCAAGACCUCUUCGACUACUUAGAUAAGAAGGGAGGAUUUUACUUUGAGCGGUGGGGCGACGCGGCAGUGCACUCUCUUGCCAUAGCGAUGCUUGCAGACCCGCGAAAGGUACACCAUUUCGAGGAUUUCGGAUAUCGACAUGCUCUCCUAUACCAAUGUCCGGCCAACGCGCCAGGCGGACAACUCCCAGAGUCACAGCUACUCGGGAGCGGAACGUGGGCGGCGGAGGAGGAUAACGGCAUUGGGUGCCGUUGCGAAUGUCCCGGGCCGUCACCAAGGAAUUAUGGCUCGUAUUGCCUGAAUAAGCUAAAGCAGCCUACCACCAUAAAACGGCCGUGGUUCGCGUCGUUUCUAUAG
Daldinia childiae is the source of this 1257-nucleotide messenger RNA. RefSeq names its product putative mannosyltransferase KTR5. Gene Ontology annotation, biological process: protein N-linked glycosylation; cell wall mannoprotein biosynthetic process. The record is from RefSeq and is a predicted model, not a curated record. Bases 1 to 1257 code for a protein of 418 amino acids. The transcript has 3 exons. Gene Ontology annotation, molecular function: alpha-1,2-mannosyltransferase activity. NCBI's taxonomy places the organism in Eukaryota, Fungi, Ascomycota, Sordariomycetes, Xylariales, Hypoxylaceae. Gene Ontology annotation, cellular component: membrane; Golgi apparatus.